Molecule: messenger RNA, 303 nt
Organism: Trichoderma virens Gv29-8
Lineage: Eukaryota; Fungi; Ascomycota; Sordariomycetes; Hypocreales; Hypocreaceae
Exons: 2
Coding region: 1-303 (100 amino acids)
Source: RefSeq, a predicted model, not a curated record
AUGCCUCGCGGUGUUGCUAAGCAAAGUCAGCAGUCUCCUACUAUUAAAAAAUCUUCGAAGAAUCGUAAAGCGGCGGUGCUCGUAAUUAAGACCAUUGGAUUCCUCGUUAUGCCUUACUCAUAUUGCAAAACUAAUAAGUUACCUUACAAAAUGGCGCCUGGUUAUAAGAGGUAUAAAGAGUGUAUGCGUCGUAGUCGUACUUACGAUAGAAAUGGGAUUUCGUUGGCUAAUACGCAACGUUUAGCUACUGAAAAGGAGCGUAUAGACGCUAAAGAGCAUCAGACAGAACAAAAACUAUUAUAA